This is a messenger RNA of Porites lobata, 984 nucleotides long. The record is from the annotation of a GenBank genome assembly. Lineage: Eukaryota; Metazoa; Cnidaria; Anthozoa; Scleractinia; Poritidae.
AUGGAAAACUCCAGUCAAGGCGAGAUUACCUUACAGGGGAGAACAGCAUUUGUUACAUUCAUGGCGUUCAUCUCUGUCGCAGGAGCACUUGCAAAUGCUAUGGUUGUUUUGUCCAUCUUUAUCAAUGAAAACUUAAGGACCAAGACUAACUGGAUUGUUCUCAGCUUGGCCGUUGCAGAUUUUUUGGUCGCAACUGUUGCAAUUCCACUUCGACUGCUAGAGGGAAUAAACACUUCAAGUACUGUGUUAGUUUCUUGCAAUGUCGUCCUCGCGUUUAGUAUUUUAUUCGAUGGCGUUUCACGGCUCAACAUCGUUUUAAUAUCUUUUGAUCGUUUCAUGGGUGUUAGGUUUCCAUUUUUGUACGAUAAACAUGCGUCAAAAAGUGUGAUUUUGAUUCUCAUCGCAGGCUUUUGGAUUGUGAUGGGCGUGUUCGCUAUCUGUCUGUUAAGCGGUGUUGGAUUAAGGGAUAGCAAAGAUGAUUUCAAAGAGGGCAACGCGUCGAAAAUCUGUUUGUUAUCGAGUACGCUGUCAAAAGCCGCAGUUAUGGCUUUCACCAUGGGAUGCUGCUUAUUUCCUCUUCUUAUAGUGAUCCCUGUAAAUUGUUACCUUGUAAAGAAAAGCCACUGGCAUGCAAAGAAAAUUCAAGACAUACACAAAGGCCUACAUGCCAAUUACAGCCAAGACGAGGUCGAAACGAAUUCAAGAAAACAAAGCAAAGAUGUGGUUAUCCGACAGAGAAAAAAAGCCAAAAUGGUCGUAGUCUUAGUGUGUUUAUUUGUAGUACUCGUCGCUCCUAUAACCAUUAUAGAUGUUACUGAGACAUUGGGAAACUUGAAAGUUUCUCCAUAUUUGUCCCAAACGGCUGUUGCUAUGAUAUACUUGAACACUGCCGUCAACGUGUUCGUGUACGCAGCGUUCAGCAAGGCUUUUCGAGAAGCAUUUCUCAGAAUAUUUGUUAAGUGUAAAGGGAUUGUAAGAAGAUAG